CCGUAUUUUGGGGGGCCCCGCGGUCUACGAAAAUGUUGAUUAACUUUUUACGGAAUGAUGAUACAUUUUUUUAGUAGCAAUGAUUCAGUUUAAAGGAGUGACAAAAAUCAUCAAAGUAUUAUUAUUUAAAUUAUCUUAUAAAAAAUAUAUAAUAUGUAACAGCGUUUGUAAAUAAAUAAUUCCUUGUUGUAAAAUUUAAGUGUAGGAUUUGAAUGUGAAUUCAGGCCCCGCAAAAUUGUUGAACCCGGCACCGCAAAAGGUCACGCCGGCCCUGCGCCUUAACUUAGAUCACAAUUUGAGAACCUCUGAGUUAGGGGUUCGGGGGUAAACGUGCGCCUGAAAGAUGGCAAUUUUCUUAUUGUCUCUCAAAUAGGAAGAGUGGUACCUUACACACGAAUUUUGAUGUUACUUUAAUUGAAAAAAAAUGACUGAAGUGAAGAAAGAUGACGUCGUUAAAAUUUUACAUACGUAUCCUUUAUGCAGAAAAUGCGAUAUGUCGGACGAAAUGAAACAAGAAGCAAUGGAAUUGUGCGUCACCGCCGCGGAAAAAUAUGCGGAUAAUUACGAAAGCGUUUCACGAAUGAUCAAAGAGACGAUGGAUAAAAAAUUCGGCGCUUCGUGGCACACGGUCGUGGGCGAAGGCUACGGAUUUGAAAUAACUUAUCAAUUGAAACACCUAUUAUACAUGUAUUGUGCUGGGAAUUUAGCGAUAUGCAUAUGGAAAUCGGCAUAGUGAAAUUAACGAAAAUUUUAAAACAUCUUGAAUAUAGAAACAAUCGUACAAAUCGUGUCUUUAUGAUUUCACGAACAGAUUACUACUUCAUAUAAAACAAUUUUCGUUUGAAGUAAUAACUAAAGCUAGCAUAUUAAAAAAAAAUUGUACAAAAUAGAUUUCCUCAAAAUCGUAAUUGAUAACGUAUAUAUUGACGAAUUGACAUUUACCAUGUGCUAACAAGACAAAAAAAGAAGUAUAAAUUAAAGCAUUAAACGCGAAAUCAAUGAAAAGAAUUUUAUACUUUUUCUACAAAUAAAAAUGUACAAUAUAUAGACAAAAUGAAUAUAGUUAUUUUACUAUUCAUUUUAUUUUUGAAAUAACUUUAUAGCAUAUUAAAUAAUUUGUUUUUAUUUGUGUUAUUGUUUAAUAAUAUUUUUUUAUGGAGUUCAAUUUAGUCAUAAUAUUUAUUUGACUAUAUAAAAUGUAAAUUAUUGUGUAUAAACUAUGUAAAAAAUAUUACUAUUGUGUGUCCAUGGUUUGUAUGUAGUACAAUUCAUACACACAAAAAUUGUGCAAGUAUAAAUAUGUGUAUAAUUUUUAUUUACAAAAUUUAUUGUUUAUGUUCUUUAAACGUUGCAAAAGUGUUUACCUCGAUUGUUGUGUAAUGUUAAAUGUGUAAAAUAUAAUCUAUUGUGUAUAAAUAAUUCUAUUAAAAAUGUAUCAUUGGUACAUAAAUACCCAUAUACCUUUUCUAAUGUAUUAGUUUUAUAUUUUACUGUAUAAUUGAUUCUAAUAUACGUGUAUAUUUGUUUCUGUUUUCUGAUAUGAAUUAAUUUAUAAGUUAAAAACAU
Hylaeus anthracinus is the source of this 1566-nucleotide messenger RNA. RefSeq names its product dynein axonemal light chain 4. Gene Ontology annotation, cellular component: dynein complex. The coding region runs from base 425 to 733 and encodes 102 amino acids. NCBI's taxonomy places the organism in Eukaryota, Metazoa, Arthropoda, Insecta, Hymenoptera, Colletidae. Gene Ontology annotation, biological process: microtubule-based process. The transcript has 2 exons. The record is from RefSeq and is a predicted model, not a curated record. Gene Ontology annotation, molecular function: dynein intermediate chain binding; dynein light intermediate chain binding.